Molecule: messenger RNA, 798 nt
Organism: Vanrija pseudolonga
Lineage: Eukaryota; Fungi; Basidiomycota; Tremellomycetes; Trichosporonales; Trichosporonaceae
Exons: 2
Coding region: 1-798 (265 amino acids)
Molecular function (GO): protein binding
Source: RefSeq, a predicted model, not a curated record
AUGGGGUACAAUGACGACGGCGAGAGCAGCGGAGCAGGUGGUAUCAUCACCGGGGGGCAGACUGCCGCCCCCGCGCACGUCGAGCUCGGCGCCGACAUUGUCCUCCUCAUCGCUGGCCUGCUCGCCCCGCAAGACCUCGUCUCGGCAAACCAAGUCUGCCGCACCUGGCGGAGUGCAUUGACCGACUCGUCGGCCUUGUGGCGAGAGCACGCCGCGGACCUGCGCGAAUGGGACGGCGGCCUCGGCCCCCGCGAGCGAGUCCUCCGGCACGUCCGCACCGAACGCGCAUGGGCCACCGGCCGCGCCCGCACCACGACCCACAGCGUCGGAUACAUGCUCGCCGACUGGAUGGACUUCAAGCUCGACGCGGGCUCCGGCCUCGCGCUGAUGGCGGUGCGCGGCGGCGCGGCCCUGGUCGACACGCGCAGCUGGACGACGGCGCGCAUGCUCACCGACGACGAGUGGCUUAAUGUCAACCUCUUCCCUGGUACGCUGGCGCUCACGGACGCCGAGGCGAUGACGAUCGAGGUGUUCGGCGUCGUGCGGCGUGUCGACGGCGGUGUCGAGCUGGUAUCGCAGCACAAGUUCCACGUCAGCACGACGACUGCCGUGAUGACGCUCAACACUGUGACUGGGGCCAGUGCGGCGGUCGUGUCGCAUGUUCCCAAGGUGGAGGAGGACGGGCCGCACAAGCUGAGCAUCCACGUCGCGCCGGACUGGGCGACGGCGCACGAGCACGAAGUCGAGCCUUACGUCGUCUCGGCGCUCGACGACGCUAACGUGAGCACCGAGGUCUGA